ACUAUUGUGGGUCAGGAAAUCUUUUACAUUUUUACCAAAACGUAUUUCACAAAAUCACAUAACGUUAAAUGUUCCUUUUCAGAUUAAAUGAGUUUGUAUCAUGACUGCGCACAGAAACAUGUAUAAUGUUUUGGUUUAUUUUUUUUUAAUAUGUUUUAAAAAAAGCCUAAAAACUGUGCAACAUUUUUAAAAUAAUGCAUGGAUCCUCCUCAUAUUCUUAGUGGAACUUUUGUGGAAAAAUAGGAAUAGAAAUUGUGUUGUUGUAAAAAUAAGUAAAAUUUUGGUUAACGUUUAUAUCAAGAUAUACACUCAUAGUAUGGUUUCUGAAGAUGUGUUUUAAUUCAUGAAGAUUUGUAAAGAAGAGCUGCAAGUUUAAGAUGGGGCCAGAACAUCAGAUUCAACUUGCUCCUGCUGAAUUCCUCCACAAUAUUCAUUACUGUUUUCUAAAAGGGCAGAAUCUGAUCACAUUUUCCGUGAAACUGAUGUCCAGCGUGUCCUUACACAGACACAUGACCUUCCGCAUCCGCUGCACAGUGUACGCAUGUGCGUAAGUCAUGACCGCCUGACGCAGCGUGGUAACGCAUUGAUUUAUCUGGGCGCUGCUGCAUGCUGGAGUAAGUAGCAAUCUGCAUAUGGAUUAUGCUGAGGGGCUCUCGGCCUGACUUUUGAGGGAUUUCAGCACCGGAGCUGUCCCGCGCCGACGGACGCCGCUGCCGCGUGAUGCUGCGCCCGCGCCGCUGACAUCCUCCCUCUCUCCGCCUCUCUGAGCGCAUCUCUGUCCGUCCCUCCUCUUCUCUGCCUCCUCGCUGCUCUCCUCCACACGCACAAAACGCUCUGUCAUGGCGUCUUCCAACCAUGUUACCCCCACCAACUGUAGCUGGUGGCCCAUCUCAGCCACGGAUGAAGACGGCAAAGUCGCAGACGGAGAGGAGAGCGAGGAAGUCCCGGCGGAGCCCAAGCCCUUUAACAAAGACAGGCUGGUUCUGUACCACUGGACGCAGUCUUUCGCCUCCCAGAAGGUACGUCUGGUCAUCAGUGAGAAGGGUUUGGUCUGCGAUGAGAGGGAUGUGAGUUUGCCGCUGCAGGAGCACAAGGAACCCUGGUUCAUGAGGUUGAACCUGGGGGAGGAGGUGCCAGUCUUCCUCCACGGAGACAACAUCAUCAGUGACUACAACCAGAUCAUAGAUUACUUGGAGAAGACCUUUGUGGGAGACACGGUGGCUCAGCUGAUCCCUGAUCCGGACUCGCCUCUCCAUGAGCGUGUGCAGCAGUACCGGCAGCUCCUGGACAGCCUGCCCAUGGACGCGUACACGCACGGCUGCAUCCUCCAUCCAGAGCUCACCACAGACUCUAUGAUCCCAAAGUACGCCACCGCUGAAAUACGUAGGCACUUGGUAAAUGCUGCAACGGAACUGAUGAAGUUGGACCAUGAGGAGCCUCAGCUGACAGAACCGUACCUCUCCAAGCAGAAGAAGUUAAUGGCCAAAAUUUUGGACCACGAUAACGUGAACUACCUGAAGAAGAUUCUAGGAGAGUUGGCCAUGGUUCUUGAUCAAGUGGAGGCGGAGCUGGAGAAGAGGAAACUGGAGUAUCAAGGUCAGAAGUGCGAGUUGUGGCUUUGUGGACCUGAAUUUACACUAGCUGAUAUCUGCCUUGGAGCCUUACUGCACAGGCUCAAGUUUUUGGGACUUUCUAAGAAAUACUGGGAGGACGGCAGCCGACCCAACCUGCAGUCCUUCUUUGUGCGCGUGCAGAAACGCUAUGCUUUCCGAAAGGUCUUGGGUGACAUCCACACCACCCUCCUGUCGGCGGUCCUCCCUAACGCCUUCCGGAUGGUAAAAAAGAAGCCUCCGUCCUUCUUCGGAGCCUCUUUUCUCAUGGGCUCGCUGGGCGGGAUGGGCUACUUUGCCUACUGGUAUUUAAAAAAGAAAUACAUGUAGUGAAUGCCCACUUCUUGCGUUAAAUGUCUGUGUAUUUGUGUGAUGUUUCAACUUUUCUGUACUGUUUUAUGACUGCAGGAAAACAUACAAAUAUAUAUAGAGAACACUAAAUAUAACCUGGGUGAACAAAGAAAUAUUAAAACAUUCCACAGUAAGAA
Messenger RNA from Oryzias latipes (Japanese medaka), 2098 nucleotides. It is a transcript of the gene gdap1l1, whose product is annotated as ganglioside induced differentiation associated protein 1-like 1. The record is from RefSeq and is a predicted model, not a curated record. Lineage: Eukaryota; Metazoa; Chordata; Actinopteri; Beloniformes; Adrianichthyidae.